GUUGAGACCAACCUUAUAUGGACUGAUCAGUCUGGUAAUGGCUUAUUUCCCCCUAACACCCAGCAGUAGCGCAAUAUCCAUGAGCUAGAUAUACCACUUCAGUCACUUUGGCAUUCUUCCUGGACUUACUAGAACUGAUUUUUCCGCUACUUUUUUCCCCAAGCAACGGUUACCGACCGAGCCUCAUGCGUCGACUUCAGUUUACUUCGCGCUGAAACGGCACUAAUCCUGCAUGCAUUAAAUCAUCGGUGUUUUUGUGUUUUUAAACAGAGGAUUGUCAAACUGGUGCAGCAACUUGACUGCAUCAAAUGCUCCAGAACAUGUCGUUGACCAACACAAAGACGGGCUUUUCAGUAAAGGACAUUUUGGACCUCCCUGAUACUAACGAUGAAGAAGGAUCUAUCACCGGCACCGAGGAAGAUACGGAGGGUUCUGAGGCGACUAAAACGCCUGGAGUGUUAGUGCAAAGUCCUUUAGAGAAUGUUCAAAACCUGCCUUUAAAGAAUCCAUUUUAUGAUAAUAGCGACAAUCCUUAUACUAGAUGGCUCGCAACCACGGACAGCAUCCAAUACUCAUUACACGGCCUGUCCGCGAACUCUCAAGACACGUCCGCAAAAUCUCCGGAACCUUCAGCUGAUGAAUCGCCGGACAAUGACAAGGAAACUUCAAGCAACGGCAGCGACUCUGGUAAGAAGCGCAAAAGGAGGGUGCUCUUUUCCAAGGCACAAACUUACGAACUCGAGCGCCGGUUUAGGCAACAGAGAUAUCUGUCAGCCCCGGAGAGGGAGCAUCUCGCCAGUUUGAUUCGCCUGACUCCAACCCAAGUGAAAAUCUGGUUCCAGAACCACCGAUAUAAAAUGAAGAGAGCCCGGGCGGAGAAAGGUAUGGAAGUGACCCAUCUCCCUUCUCCUAGGCGGGUGGCCGUGCCAGUGUUAGUCAGAGACGGCAAACCUUGCCAUACGCUAAAAGCUCAGGACUUGGCAGCUACUUUUCAGGCUGGAAUUCCGUUCUCUGCGUAUAGCGCCCAGUCUCUCCAGCACAUGCAAUAUAACGCGCAUUACAGCGCCGCCACUACACCACAGUUCCCAACAGCACAUCACUUGGUGCAAACGCAACAGUGGACUUGGUGAACAAAUACUGACUUGCAAUGCAGGGUUGCAUUUUAAAGACCGUGGUAGGGAGCUUUCCAAACAAAAAAUACAAGACUUUUUAUUUUUGCAGCUUGACCCUUUCUCACCAAUUUAUUUUGGGGAUUGACGUGUGCGCCAUGUUUACAUGUUUUCGUUUAGAAAACCGGGUCAAGCCUCUCCCCAAAUUUAAGAAUGUUAAAGCUCUUGUGAAAUUUUGUAAAGUAUGUUUGUGUGUUGUAGAAAUGUUUUUCUUUUGUCCUUCGUGUUAUACGCACGUGCAAAACCACUUUAUGAUUAUAGAAAAUUUUAUUUCUUUCUUUUACAAUGGACCGAAUAUAUUUAUGGCCAUGAAUAAACACUGGCAAUCCUUAGCUUAUUUCAUUGGUUUGUUUUAUAUGUAAAUAUUUUGUGAUAACUGUUUGCAAUAUUAUGUUUGACCGUCCAGUAAGCUAUAUCCUAAAUAUAUGCCAUAUUUAGGGAAGAUGGAACAUCAUUGUCGACAAUAUCCCUUCUGUUAAUUUCAGCAGGUAACAACGCGCGCUGGCGAGGGAAGUCUACAGUUCUUUUUAUUAAAACUUUUAAUAAAAUUAUGUGUUUCAGAAA
Molecule: messenger RNA, 1733 nt
Organism: Danio rerio (zebrafish)
Lineage: Eukaryota; Metazoa; Chordata; Actinopteri; Cypriniformes; Danionidae
Gene: nkx2.2a
Product: NK2 homeobox 2a
Biological process (GO): regulation of transcription by RNA polymerase II; regulation of DNA-templated transcription
Cellular component (GO): nucleus
Molecular function (GO): DNA-binding transcription factor activity, RNA polymerase II-specific; DNA binding
Source: RefSeq, marked validated